This is a messenger RNA of Plasmodium knowlesi strain H, 936 nucleotides long. RefSeq names its product tryptophan-rich antigen. The transcript has 2 exons. Lineage: Eukaryota; Apicomplexa; Aconoidasida; Haemosporida; Plasmodiidae. Bases 1 to 936 code for a protein of 311 amino acids. The record is from RefSeq and is a predicted model, not a curated record.
AUGGAAUCAAGUACAUAUAGGGAAAACGAUGUAUCGGAAGAUAAUACUUCCAUAUUAGAAGAAAAGGAGGAGGAUGAUAAAUCAUCGCGUGCUAAGGGGAAUGGUCUCCCUUUCGUUCUAUUUACAUCUCUUGUUUUUUUGACGUCCACGCCUGCUCUUUUGAAUAUUUCCUCCUUACCUUCUCUUAUAGAAAAGAACGAUUCUGUGAAUAAGCCGAUUUGUUUGAUAGGACUGGUUGAAGGAGAGCUAGAGAAAGAAGAAGAAUGGAAAAGCUGCACUUGGGAUAACAGGAAGAUACAAUUGGAGGAGGAUUUCAAUGAAUUCUAUUUUAUGUUGGAUAAGGAGAGGAAAGAAUGGCUUGACGAGAUGGAAGGAGAAUGGGAAAAGUUGAUACAAGAAAUGGAAAAUAAAUGGACAACUCAUGAAGAAAGCUUUGGGAAGAUCGCACAUUUAUCUGAUAUUUCUGAGGAGUCUUCAAUAUGGGGCGACAGGCAAUGGGAACAAUGGAUUAGAACAGAGGGGAAAAGAGGCAUGGAAACAGAUUUGAAAAAAUGGCUAAAUGAUAAAGAGAACUUUUUGAAUGGAUGGAUUUCUAAAGAAUGGACGCAGUGGAAAAACGAAAGAAUGCCAUGGAUGACGAAUGAAUGGAAAAAUGGUGAAGGUUGUUAUAAGGAGGAUUGGGAAAAGAGCAAAUCAUUCAAAUCGUUGCCAAUAACAGAAAAAAUGAAGUGGAUAAAAUGGAAAGGGAGAAACAGUAAGGAGUCUGCCGAGUGGACAAAUUGGGUUAACAUUAAAGAAUCUGUGUACAUACAUAAGGAGUGGAAUAAAUGGAUAGAAUGGAAAAAUAAUAAAAGAACGCUGUUUAAAAUAUGGAAGGAUUUAUUUAUUGAUAGGUGGGUUAAUGAAAAACCGUGGCUUACGUGGAAAUUAAAGUGA